GCAAGCAGUCUAGCGUACAAGCCAGAUCAGAGAGCUUCAUCACUUCGGCAGACUAAAUACAUUUGUUAUAACUUGUUUACCAGUUCAUCCGUGCCGUCUCUCCUCUCUUUCUUUUUCUCUCUCUCUCUCUCAUUCAUUCUAUCCAUCUUUUCCUGGAUUUCAGCUACAGGCCACGCUCGUGAUCUAGGGCGAGUCUUGGACCCCUCGGCGCCUCCAUCAUGACCGAACCUGCCGCAGAUCUCCCAUUCUUCUAUGGCAGCAUCAGUCGCUCAGAGGCCGAGGAGCACCUCAAGCUGGCUGGUAUGGGCGACGGCCUGUUUCUCCUGCGCCAGUGCCUGCGCAGUCUGGGUGGCUAUGUGCUGUCCAUGAUCUGGAACCUGGACUUCUACCAUUACUCCAUUGAGAAACAGCUCAACGGAACAUAUUGUAUCGCAGGAGGGAAGCCUCACUGUGGACCAGCGGAGCUCUGUGAAUACUACAGCAAAGACCCCGACGGCCUCGUGUGCACCUUGAGGAAGCCCUGUCUGAGAUCGCCUGAAACAGAAAUUCGCAAAGGUGUCUUCGAUAACCUGAGGGACAACAUGCUCAGGGAAUAUGUGCGGCAUACCUGGAAACUGGAGGGGGAUGCCAUGGAGCAAGCCAUCAUUAGCCAGGCUCCACAGCUAGAGAAACUGAUCGCCACCACAGCGCAUGAGAAAAUGCCCUGGUUCCAUGGCAAGAUCCCUCGGCAGGAGGGGGAAAGACGACUGUACUCUGGAUCUCAGCCGGACGGAAAGUUCCUAGUUCGAGAGAGAGAUGAAAUGGGCACCUUUGCACUAUCUGUGACGUAUGGAAAAACUGUGUACCAUUAUCAGAUCUUGCGUGACAAAUCAGGGAAAAUCGCGAUGCCAGAAGGAACUAAGUUUGACACUGUGUGGCAGCUGGUUGAAUACUUAAAGAUGAAGCCUGAUGGUCUUGUGACUGUAUUGAGAGAACCGUGUGUUAACCAAAACAACGCAGCCCCAGCUCCUGCAAACCCUCCGAGGAGGUCAAGAGGUAAUGGGUACACACCGCCCCCUAUGGUGCCUAAGCCAAUGGGAGCUGAGGGUUCACGUCCAUCUCUGCCAAUGGACCACGACGGAUUCACCAGUCCUUAUGACGAUCCAAAUGAGUUGAAGAAAAAGACCCUGUUCAUCAAGAGAGACAAACUGAUGAUCGACGAGGUGGAGCUCGGGUCCGGAAACUUCGGCUGCGUCAAGAAAGGUGUCUUCAAAAUGGAGAGCAAACAGAUCGAUGUGGCAAUCAAAGUGUUGAAGAAUGAGAACGAGAAAUCGGUAAGGGAUGAAAUGAUGCGAGAGGCUGAGAUUAUGCAUCAGCUGAGUGAUCCCUUCAUUGUGCGCAUGAUUGGACUCUGUGAGGCUGAAGCGCUCAUGCUGGUGAUGGAAAUGGCGCCUGCCGGCCCGCUCAACAAGUUCCUCUCUGGAAAGAAAGACCAGAUCACUACGGAAAACAUUGUGAUGUUAAUGCAUCAGGUGUCAAUGGGAAUGAAGUAUUUAGAAGGAAGGAACUUUGUGCACAGAGAUUUGGCUGCCCGUAAUGUGCUCCUGGUCAACCAGCAAUAUGCCAAAAUCAGCGACUUCGGCCUCUCCAAAGCACUGGGUGCAGAUGACAACUAUUACAAGGCCCGAACAGGAGGAAAAUGGCCUCUGAAGUGGUACGCGCCAGAGUGCAUUCAUUUUCACAAGUUUUCCAGCAAAAGUGACGUUUGGAGUUUUGGCAUCACGAUGUGGGAGGCCUUUUCCUUUGGAGGAAAGCCUUAUAAGAAAAUGAAAGGUCCAGAGGUAAUAACAUUUAUUGAAGGUGGUAAUCGUUUGGAUUGUCCUGUCGCAUGUCCUGAGGCCAUGUAUGAGCUGAUGAAAGAAUGCUGGAUCUACAAGCAUGAAGAACGGCUAAAUUUUGCAAAAGUGGAGGAGAAGAUGAGAACUUUUUAUUACUCCAUUGCAAAGAAGAUCCCAGAUUACAUGAAAACAGAGAAUGGAACGCCUCCAAAGUGAUAUGAGGGGCAAAUUGAAACAUUUCAAGAAAGGACAGAAUGACAACGGUUUUAAAAUAUUUGAUACUUAAAUAUCAUGUCUGUUGAACUAUUCUAUAAUUGUUAUCAAACUAGCUAACUGAUCAAUGCAGGGCACUUUUUUGUAUUAUUGGCCUGCUACUAUCAGUGUUCAUAAUACUAUUUGUGCUAGGUGCCUAUAUAAAUAUGCCAUAUUAUAGGUGGUAAUCAAAAGAGUUUCUCUCUCGCAAUAGUGUUUCAGUACAUAACAUCACAUGGAGAUUUUUACUCUUACAUCCAUUGACAUUUUUGAAGAGAAAAGAGAUAUUUACUCAAACUUCAGGGUCUGGUUCUCUGUUAAAUAUUAUGUGAUUAUACGUUUGCUGUAAUUUUGAAAUAUUGUUUUGUUCAAUUUUUGUAUUCAAACUAUUAAUUGUUUUUGUGACAAUUUUGAUGUUUUGAAA
This is a messenger RNA of Danio aesculapii, 2493 nucleotides long. RefSeq names its product tyrosine-protein kinase ZAP-70. Gene Ontology annotation, cellular component: cytoplasm; extrinsic component of cytoplasmic side of plasma membrane. Gene Ontology annotation, molecular function: signaling receptor binding; ATP binding; non-membrane spanning protein tyrosine kinase activity. Bases 219 to 2033 code for a protein of 604 amino acids. NCBI's taxonomy places the organism in Eukaryota, Metazoa, Chordata, Actinopteri, Cypriniformes, Danionidae. Gene Ontology annotation, biological process: intracellular signal transduction; cell differentiation; cell surface receptor protein tyrosine kinase signaling pathway. The transcript has 13 exons. The record is from RefSeq and is a predicted model, not a curated record.